Gasterosteus aculeatus aculeatus (three-spined stickleback) is the source of this 3195-nucleotide messenger RNA. Its product is annotated as transcriptional regulator protein Pur-beta. NCBI's taxonomy places the organism in Eukaryota, Metazoa, Chordata, Actinopteri, Perciformes, Gasterosteidae. Gene Ontology annotation, cellular component: nucleus. Gene Ontology annotation, molecular function: DNA-binding transcription factor activity, RNA polymerase II-specific; RNA polymerase II transcription regulatory region sequence-specific DNA binding; purine-rich negative regulatory element binding. The record is from RefSeq and is a predicted model, not a curated record. Gene Ontology annotation, biological process: regulation of transcription by RNA polymerase II.
CAGGAUGGUGGGCGAAUGGACGCGCGAACCUCCAAGCUGAUUGAUGUGACUGACAGCUGUAGUGGCCAAUCGGAGCCCGCGCAGCCGUCCGUCCGGUAUCCACAGCGAGCUCGGCAGGCGAAGGGGGGGGGGGCUGUUGUGGUGGGGGUCAAAGAUACGCAGAGAAACGGGCUGCUGGUGGCGAAGAUGGCGGAUGGGGACAGUGGCAGCGAGCGCGGCGGAGGCAGCAGCGGCGGCGGCGGCGGAGGGGGCGGCGGAGGCGGCGGAUUCCAGCAUUACCAGCGGGACGCGGAGACCCAGGAGCUGGCGUCGAAGCGGCUGGACAUUCAGAACAAACGCUUCUACCUCGACGUGAAGCAGAACGCCAAAGGCCGGUUCAUCAAAAUCGCCGAGGUCGGGGCCGGCGGCUCGAAGAGCCGGCUGACCCUCUCCAUGUCCGUCGCGGCAGAGUUCCGCGACUACCUCGGGGAUUUCAUAGAGCACUACGCCCAGCUCGGGCCUAGCACCCCGGAGCAGAUCGCCCAAUCGUCCGGCGGGGAUGACACCGGGCCUAGGCGGGCCUUGAAGAGCGAGUUCCUGGUGCGCGAGAACCGAAAAUACUACCUCGACCUGAAGGAGAACCAGCGGGGCCGCUUCCUCCGCAUCAGGCAGACCGUUAACCGAGGCCCCGGCUUCGGUGUCGGAGCGGGCGGCAUCCCGGGGUCUGGCCUGCAGGCCGGGCAAACCAUCGCGCUGCCGGCCCAGGGCUUGAUAGAGUUCCGCGACGCCCUGGCCAAGUUGAUAGACGACUACGGGGGAGACGAGGAGGAGCUGGCCGGCGGCGGAGGGCCCGGCGGGUACAGCGAGCUGCCGGAGGGCACCUCGAUCAUGGUGGACUCGAAGCGGUUCUUCUUCGACGUCGGGUCCAACAAGUACGGAGUUUUCUUACGGGUGAGCGAGGUGAAGCCCAGUUACAGGAACUCUAUAACCAUCCCCUUCAAGGCCUGGGGCAAGUUCGGGGGGGCGUUCAGCCGCUACGCCGAGGAAAUGAAAGAGAUCCAGGAGAGGCACCGGGAUAAGAUGUACGAGAGGAGAGCCGGCGAGGAGUCGGAGGGGGACGACGUGGACGACGAUUGACGGCCGGGGGAGGCGGAGAGAGGGAUGCCGACCCACCCGAUGCGAAGCCUGGCGAUAACCUGAGAGAGAGGAACGACUAUUCUGUGCAUGACGAAUCGAACUUUAAAAUGCUAGAACAACGGAGGCAAAUUGAAGAAAAAAAAAAUGCAAAGAAAUAUAUACGUAUAUAUGACUGAGAAAACGCUGUCUAUACAAGAGAAUCCUGUCCUAAAGUUUAGGUGGAUGUUUUAGCUAAAUGAGUGCGGACUGCAGUAGUCAGCUCCCAUAUGAGGCCCCCCAAUGAUAAAUAAAUCUAUAUAUAUAUAUAUAUAAACUAAAUAGACCUACAUCUAUAUAGAAGUAUAUACAUUGAUUUUCUAUCUGAUAACCUCACAUGUAUAGUUCGCCCAGCCAAUUAAGUUUGACAGCGCUCAAGGUACCCCAAUAGUUUACCGGACCCACUUCCUGGGUGACAUCCGUAGGUAGGAGGUCACCUGGUGGAGCUCACCUGGUGCUGACCCGCUGUCUGCUCGACGUGUGGGCUGUGUGUGUGUGUGUGUGUGUGUGUUUUAGUCUAAACUGAGGUGUACGGAGCAGCUUUCCCGGGGAGAACCCCCAUCCCCUCCCCGCCGAGCCGCCGUCUCAUCUAUUGGGCUCCUCCGACAUUCACUCGGCCCAGGCGAGGUCGCCGUACGGUUACCUGUUACAAGCACACGGCUCGUUCGGAGCCUUAAUGACCUCUGCCCCCUCCCCCGUUGCCCCCUCCCUCCGGUGCUAGCCUCCUGCUCCGACAGAUGAAACGUGGCGCGUUUAGUCUCUGUAUUUGGCGGUAUAGUCGGCGCUACCGGCGCCUGCACAUCACCCUAAGGAGGUUCCGGGUGCAGACGUGGUUGGCCACGUUUGACCCCUGUGACCUCUUGGUCAUCCGGGUCGCGGUGAGCUAAGGGCCUCUGGCAGUGGUCAUGAUUUUUCAAGCAAAAGCUCAAUAACUAAGGUGCGCCAUUCGGAUCCUUUUCAACCUUGAACUCGGACCAUCGAUGACUGAAGGAUAUUCAGUCUGAUUGUAAGAAAAAAUUGGUCCUCUUGAAAAACAAAUCAACUGUGGGGUGCUGAAGAAAAACAUAUAUAUAUACUGGAAGAGAUUUACCUUUCCUAAAAGGUCAAGUAUAGAUUAUUUUUCAAAAGAGAUAUAUUGAAAUAUGUGUCCGAAACGUAAGACAUUUAUCAGAUAACGCUGCCUAAAGUGGCUUAUUUAAAACACUAAACUUGGAUGCAACUGUCCAGGGUGAUAUUUCCUACCUGCUUUUUUUCCUAAAGUUUCUUUUAUUCCUUAGAGGAAAUUAAGACGAGUACAAAUUGAUAACAAAGUAUGUUAUAGCAAUUUCUAUAGACUUCAUUGAAGCAGUCUGUCGUUAACACUCCAGUUCACUUUACAGCGUCGAGUUGCCCCCUCGCUUCAGUCCACCACGUUUUACUCACACGGCUUUCCGUCGGUUGCCAUACGACACGAACAUAGACACCUGCAAUCAUCCACGUUUUGUCUUUAGCGCUCCUUUUAAAAAAAAAAAAAAAAGAAAAGCUAUACUUUUUAUUGUUUUGCAUGCGUGCUCUUACGCGGAGCUGCCUUGUGUUUUUCUUUUGCGUAUUCUGUGUGCUGUACGAUGGUAUUUAUCCUUUUUUUUUUUUUUUUUAAAGCGGUUUCAAGUUUUAUUUCUUGCGAUGUCGAGACGUUAACGUUUACUUCCCAGCCCGAUAAUACACAUUAAAAAAAAAAGCCAGAAAGUUCCCAAACUCUGGGAACACGUCACUGUCAUUGUCCCGCUUCCUGCGGUGGGUAAACCUCUCGCUGAACUUUGCCCACUUCAACGCAGCAGAUUAACGCCAUAUGAAAAAAACAAACAUGGGAGCAAUAGUUCUUUUUUUUUCCUUCUUUUAUAUUCAUAUAAAUAUACUAUAUAUAAUACUACACAUGAGAUUGAACUACAUCCUUCUUCCUGUACUGUGUUACGUGAAAUGGCAGCUGUUUCAGUCAUGUGUGUUCUGCUGUAAUAUUCUACCAAGUUCCUUUCGACGAGAAAUAAAAAAGGUUUUUGCUCAGGA